Cotesia glomerata is the source of this 1024-nucleotide messenger RNA. RefSeq lists its product as uncharacterized. The coding region runs from base 320 to 745 and encodes 141 amino acids. The transcript has 3 exons. The record is from RefSeq and is a predicted model, not a curated record. NCBI's taxonomy places the organism in Eukaryota, Metazoa, Arthropoda, Insecta, Hymenoptera, Braconidae.
UCACGCGUCAUUUUAAAUCUCAACGACGCUGAUAGUGGUCAAAAUACGAUCAACUAUUAAAUCGAUAAAUAAAUUAUUGGUGACGUGAUAAAAAUAGAGAUAGAUUUUAAAAAUUUUAGCGAAAUAUUGAAUAGUGAAAUUUAAAUUUUUUGCAAUUCAAGUACUUGCGUAUAUGAGCUAAAAAAAUUCUGAUACUGAAUACCGAAUAUUGAAAUACGUAAGUGCUGUUAUCAGAAGUGACAUCGCAAAUUAUUAUCAACUGUCAGUGGGCAGGAUAUUUAUAGCGUAUUUAUAAAGUGAUUUUAUCGGAUAUUCAGGCAUGGGGAUGAUUAAGUUUUGUUCAAUUGCACUGCUAAUGACUACUGUUAUGACAACCGGCACCGCGAGAUAUAUUCCGGCGAGUAAUUAUAUAUUACUGGAGAAAUUGAUUAAUCAGUACGAUCCGAGUGGUGUUAAUUAUGAUUACGGUGAAGAUGAUCAAGACAACCAGGUGGCUCUAAAGAAAGAUGCGCUGCUUUUGGAAAAAUUAAUGCUGACGUUACAAAAGAAUGCGGAAGAUGACUCUAAUGCGAUCGAGUUACAAGACAGAAAAGAGCUAGCACUCAACGACCCACGGCUACAAAAGUUUAUGAUUAGAAGGAAUAGGUCUGAAAAUCGAAAAACUGGGAUGGAUCUACAACGACGAGGGCGGAUCAAUGGAAGCGUUUACUGGAAAUGUUAUUUCAAUGCAGUAACAUGCUUCUAAUGAAACAAAAACUGAAAACUGACAAAUCUGCGACAAUGUAUCUAAUUAUAUGCGUAUAUAUAUAAACAUUCUUUUAUUGUCCAUCUUUUGAACAAAGUCUGCACAUUUUCGACGCUCUCAUUUCUCAAUCUUCGAAAUUUGCACUUUUUAAAAAUCACACUUAAAUUAAUAAGUUCUCAACUGUACAAAAACUUUGUGACUGUUAAUUAGUUUGUUUAAGUUGUUUAUAAAAUUUGUACAUGUCUGUCUCAAAAUUAAAGUUAGAAUAUUUUAUAGUAA